Nothoprocta perdicaria is the source of this 3318-nucleotide messenger RNA. RefSeq names its product glomulin, FKBP associated protein (gene GLMN). The transcript is spliced from 19 exons. Gene Ontology annotation, cellular component: cytoplasm. Lineage: Eukaryota; Metazoa; Chordata; Aves; Tinamiformes; Tinamidae. Bases 633 to 2441 code for a protein of 602 amino acids. Gene Ontology annotation, molecular function: ubiquitin-protein transferase inhibitor activity. The record is from RefSeq and is a predicted model, not a curated record.
GAUGCUGUAACAUGAAGCAGGGCUGUGCUAAGGCAGCGCCCGAGAAUCCCAAAUUAAAUUUCAGGCCAGAGACACGGCUGCCUCGUAGCAAGGUAGAAAUGCUGAGAUUGUUGGUUGAGAACAGCGAGUUAUUUAUUCAUUCAAUGGUAAAAUUCAUACAGGUGCUCGAUAGGUUAAGGUGAACUUUUGAGUUUUGGUCGACUGAUUUUUGUAAGCUGUCAGAAUAGCUUAGGUAUCUUGGAAUUGCCUUAGCUGGGUCAAACCAAAGGGGAAGAGGGAUGAUACAUUGAGAUGUCUGUAAAUACAAAGCUUGGAUAUUUCCCUGAAAGUGAACUGUUCCUCCAAGUGAUCCGUGCGUAUACGGACACAGUGAUUAUAUAACCGUAUUUAUGCUUGUGGAAUUGCUGUAAAAUAUGAAGAUUGUGACUACUGCUGUGACAUCCAUGUGAGAAAAUUGAACUGAACUUUAUUGCAAGUCAUGGCCCAGACUAGGCAAAGCUUGGUAUGAGUUUUUUUUGUUUGUUUUAGUUUGAAUUAAGCUCAGAUGUUUAUCCUAAUCACUUUUGUCAACAGCAACUUCAGUGCCUAGAGCUAAAAGGCCACUGAACUAGCAGAAGAAGGAGAAGUUUUAAAUGCCGGAAGAGCAAAGCCAAACUACAAUGGCUGUUGAUGAGCUUCAAGCCAUAAUACAACGAUGCCAAAUUCUGGAAGAAGCUGAUUUCAAGGGAGAAGAUUUUAAUUUAUUUCAGGUAGCAGGCCAGAAAUGUUUAGAAGAUGGAUAUGCAGCUCAGUUAUUAGAAGUAGUUCAAAAUGAGAAAAAUAAGGUUAUCAUCAAGAAUAUGGGUUGGAACCUCAUUUGUCCUCUUGUUAGAUGUAUUUUAAUGUAUAAACAGGAAGAUGAUAACAGAGAACACUGCCUGAAGAUACUAGAUCUGCUGGUGCAGCUAUGUAACGCAAAGGAACUUUUUUUAGGUUUACUUGAGCAGAUUGAGCAGACCUCUGGAGAGCAAGUAUGCAAAACUGUCAUGUUAUUGCUUCAGCCUUUGCAGACAGUGCUUUUCAAACUUCAGAACAAGAAGGCCUACUCAGUGGGUUUGUCUUUGGCUGUGAUAAUGAAUCAGCUCACUCCUUUGCCUGUACCUUACACAAAACAACAAGUACAAGAAGAUAAGCUCGGUCUCUGUCAAUGUUGUAAUGCUGUUGUGGACUUCGCUAAACCUUUUGUGAGUGAAGUUGUUAAAAACAUGGAAAAGUCAUCAGAUUGCAAUGAUACGGAGCUGAAGGAAGAAUUACUAAAAUUCUGUAUGAAAAGCCUUAAAUACCCGUUGCUAACAGCUCAACUUGACCAACUUGAAAGCAGUGAUGAACAUCCCUUUAGACACUUCGCAACUGAAAUUAUAGACAUCUUACAAGAUAUGAGAGAAUUAAUACAAUUAGUGUUUUCACAUCAUAAAGACAGAAGUCAGUCCUGGGAGAACAAGGAGUUUGCAGACAUAGAACAAAAGAAUUCUGCAGAGUCUUUGGCAUGUCUGUCAUAUCUGAUGUUUGUUCACUAUUUUGGUAUUGAUUACUUUCCUAUGGUAUUUAGUCCAUCGUACCUGCUGCAAUGCAAUAUGGCACACAUUGAAGUCCUGUUGAACAGAACUGAAGAAUCUGUCUUAUCCAAAGGACUUGAACUGUUUGAGAGUGUGUUAUUAAGAAUGGAAGAUAAUAGCCUGCUCCAUCAGUAUUUAGAACUCAGCAAUUUUAUUACUGUACCUCAGAAUUUGGUGAAAGUUAUGACCCUUUGUCCCAUAGAGCAUCUGCGGAAGAAAAGUUUAAAUAUUUUGCAGUUGUUUAUAAACAAGUUCGAUGCAGAGGGAAAAUACACAUUAUUCAGAUGCUUACUGAAGACAAGCAACCAUGCUGGCGUGGAAGGAUACAUUAUUAAAAACAUAAAAGAUCAGAUUCACUUAGCAUUAAUGAAGGUGGGUGACAACAACUGGUUUACAGGACAUCACCUGGUCUCCCUUUUAGAUUUAGUGCUUUUGCUUCCUGACGGUGCUGAGACAGACCUUCUGCAAAAUUCAGAUAGGAUUAUGGCAUCACUAAACCUGCUGAGAUACUUAAUGAUUAAGGAUGGCGAAUAUGAUAAUCAGACUGGGGUCUGGACCAUGCUUGCCAAGAUUGAACAAAAUUUUUUAAAACCGCUGCGCGUAGGACUCAAUAUGUCAAAGGCUCAUUAUGAAGCAGAAAUAAAGAAUAAGAAAGAAAACAGAAGAGAUUCAAACAGUUCUAACACAGUCUGUUCUGUAACUGUUAGUGGGGAAAAGCUGCCCGCGAUGACUACUGAAAUGCAGCUUCAGGUUUUACGCUCAGCUCUCUUCACAUUUGAUUUAAUAGAAAGUGUUCUAGCGCGAGUAGAAGAACUCAUUGAAAUGAAAAUAAAAGCUGUAACAUGAAAAUAUUCAUCUCAGCUGAAACAUUUGAAUAAACAUACUUCUUGCAAGCUGAUUUUAGCAGUUAGAUUUUACUCGAAAAGGAGGCUACCAAACUUUAAAGGAGAGUAGCAUAGAAUGACUGCUAGAAGAAUUGCAAAUCCUGCUCUUCACUUGUCUUCUUGCUCUCUUUUCUCCUCUUUUUUGUCUUUUUUUUUUUCUCUUUUAUUGUUGCUCUGUGUGAUUCACAGAGAUGGCCUACUUACUGAAGGGCUUUUUUUUUUCUCAGUCUGACACUUUGUCUGAAGUUUUUGUUCUUGAUGGCUUUGUUGUUGUUAUCCUGUGGCAAGGAGGCACGGUUGCGCAUUUAUUUUUCUGUUCACAUUUUCAAAACCUGUUGGAUAGUAUGUGAAUCAAGCACUGAAUUAUAAAGAGAUUUACAAAGUUUUAGAGAACCAUGAAUUAGAAAGCAUUACGUAAAUGCUCUUUCCAUUGGGUCUUAUUAACAAACCAACCUCUAUAUUAACAAAAGGCACUGUAAGCCUCUUGUUAUUAAUUACAGUAGAGACUAUGGUGAAGUGAAACCAGGUUUAAAGAAAAGCAGACAUCAAUUUUGAGGUAAGAAAGAUGAUAAAACAUAAUAGCAUAGCAGAUGAAACCUGUGUUUAAGAAAAUCAAUGUAUAAGACUUCAUAAAUAUAAGUCUUGAUGGAUGGGAAACCUAUUUUAGAAUUAUUUUGUUCAUCCUUGUCUUUAAUUAUGAAAAAUUUCCUAUAGAUAUAUUAAGUAGUUGGGGAAAUGACUGUAAGUGGACAAGCUCAUAUGUUCAUAUGAUGAGUUCAUAAGAUAAAACCUCAAGCUAAAAAUAAGGAAGACUUCUCAAUAGUGAAGUUAAAACACAU